Molecule: messenger RNA, 1056 nt
Organism: Ceutorhynchus assimilis (cabbage seed weevil)
Lineage: Eukaryota; Metazoa; Arthropoda; Insecta; Coleoptera; Curculionidae
Source: the annotation of a GenBank genome assembly
AUGCGUGUUAACCUUAGAACGAGCUUUCAAAUUAUCAAAAGGUGUCUUCACACCAAUGACGGUUCUAAAGUAGGUAUUUUAGGUGUUCCUUUUGAUAAAGGGCAAGCUAAAAAGGGCGUUGGAAAUGGACCUAGUAUUAUCAGGGAAUUGGGAUUAAUUGAAAGGCUUGAAGAAAUAGAAGGUAAAUUGAAUAUAAAAGAUUAUGGAGACGUAUCAUAUGAAAUUCCUCAAGAUUUGAAGACCCACAGUAUACCAAACAUGAAAGAAUACGAGCAUAUCACAACUUGUAAUCACGAAGUUUCAAAAUCUGUAGAAAAUAUUUUAAGGGAUGGUAGAAUAUGCGUUACCCUAGGCGGUGACCAUUCACUUGGAGUUGGUACUGUCGAUGGUCAUAUAAAAGCCAAAGACGAAAAUGUAUGCGUCUUAUGGGUGGAUGCUCAUGCAGAUUUGAACACAAACAAAACCUCAAGCACCGGUAACGUCCAUGGAAUGCCUUUAGCAUUGCUGGCUAAAGAAUUAUCAGAUUAUUGGCCAUAUUUACCAGGGAUGGAUUGGCAAAAACCAAUAAUCUCAUUGAGAAAUGUUGCCUAUAUCGGACUUAGAUCUGUGGAUUCUUAUGAACGACUGGUUAUUGAUAAAUUGGGUAUUAACGCCUUCGGUAUGGAAGACAUUGAGAACUAUGGAAUAAGCACCGUAAUUGAUAUGGCUCUAAACAGAAUAGAUCCUGACAAAGAUAAAUCGAUUCACGUUAGUUUUGAUAUCGAUGCUCUUGAUUCUUUGGAAGCUCCAAGUACUGGAACUUCAGUUAGAGGUGGUAUGACGUUGCGGGAAGGCAUUCAUUUAAUGGAAAUAAUUUACCGGACAGGACGCCUGGGAGCUUUUGACUUAGUCGAGGUGAACCCCAGUCUAGGAAGCGAACAAGACGUAAAACGUACUGUGGAUGCGGCAAUACACAUUAUUGCAGCAGGAUUAGGCCAUUCCAGAAGAGGACUUAGACCGAAAAAUAUAGAGACUUUGCCGCUUCAAACGUUCCCGCCAACGCGUCAUGUAAUUUGA